Ambispora gerdemannii is the source of this 309-nucleotide messenger RNA. Lineage: Eukaryota; Fungi; Glomeromycota; Glomeromycetes; Archaeosporales; Ambisporaceae. The record is from the annotation of a GenBank genome assembly.
AUGGGCACCUUGGAAGGUUGCACUGCGCGUUGUCCUACUUGUGAUUCAAAAUGUGAAGAUAUUAAAGGCAUCAGAUAUACACAUCAUACCUCUGCACAUAUGAUCACGGCCUUUGGAGGAUAUAGUAACAAUAUUGACCAAUUUGUUGAGUUAAACAUGCUAAUGGACAUCAAUCAACCAUCUUGGUUAAAAAUAGAGUCUAAAGAUGUUGCGGAUAACGAGAUAAGAAAUAUGCGUGGUGUAUGGUGGCAUCUUAGAGAGGAAUGGUGUGCAAAAUAUGGUAUGAAGGACAUAACGCCUGCGGAUUGG